This is a messenger RNA of Mustela lutreola (European mink), 3417 nucleotides long. It is a transcript of the gene PSMA2, whose product is annotated as proteasome 20S subunit alpha 2. The record is from RefSeq and is a predicted model, not a curated record. Gene Ontology annotation, cellular component: proteasome core complex; proteasome core complex, alpha-subunit complex. NCBI's taxonomy places the organism in Eukaryota, Metazoa, Chordata, Mammalia, Carnivora, Mustelidae. The coding region runs from base 102 to 806 and encodes 234 amino acids. The transcript has 8 exons. Gene Ontology annotation, biological process: ubiquitin-dependent protein catabolic process.
UCCAAUCAGAGAGAGAGAAAGGAAGGAGCGGGGAGGGGAAAUGAAAAGAAACUGGUUCCAGUGCGCAUGUGUGGGGAUGUGCUUUGGCACUCCAGGUAAAGAUGGCGGAGCGCGGUUACAGCUUCUCGCUGACUACGUUCAGCCCAUCUGGUAAACUUGUCCAGAUAGAAUAUGCCUUGGCUGCUGUAGCUGGAGGAGCCCCUUCAGUAGGAAUUAAAGCUGCAAAUGGUGUGGUAUUAGCAACUGAGAAGAAACAGAAAUCCAUUCUGUAUGAUGAGCGAAGUGUACACAAAGUGGAACCAAUUACCAAGCAUAUAGGCCUGGUGUAUAGUGGCAUGGGCCCAGAUUACAGAGUGCUGGUGCACAGAGCCCGGAAACUAGCUCAGCAAUACUAUCUCGUUUACCAAGAACCCAUCCCCACAGCUCAGCUGGUGCAGAGAGUCGCUUCAGUGAUGCAAGAAUACACUCAGUCAGGUGGCGUUCGUCCAUUUGGAGUUUCCCUACUAAUUUGUGGUUGGAAUGAGGGGCGACCAUAUUUAUUUCAGUCCGAUCCGUCUGGAGCUUACUUUGCCUGGAAAGCCACAGCAAUGGGAAAGAACUAUGUGAAUGGGAAGACUUUCCUCGAGAAAAGAUACAAUGAAGACCUGGAACUUGAAGAUGCUAUUCAUACAGCCAUAUUAACCCUAAAGGAAAGCUUUGAAGGACAGAUGACAGAAGACAACAUAGAGGUUGGAAUCUGCAAUGAAGCCGGAUUCAGGAGGCUCACUCCGACUGAAGUUAAGGAUUACUUGGCAGCCAUAGCAUAAUAACUGAGUGACUGAAAAAUCUGGAAUCUCAGAUAAUCCCUCUACUCAAACAUGUUUAAAGUAUGUUUUGUUUUGCAGACUUUUUGCAUACUUAUUUCUACAUGGUUUAAUGGACUGAUGUUUUUAAAAUGACACUUAUAAAUCAUAAUAAACUGUUAAAUCUAACUUCUAGCUUUUUAGGAGCUAGUGAAAUUUUAAAAUAGUUAUUUCCUGCUUUUUAUCACAGUUGACUUCUGGAAACUACACUGCAAAGCAGAAUGGUGAAAUCACUCAUUAGUCUUCAUGCAGUUUUGGUUCAGUCAAACCUUGUUACACUCUCUGCUGUCAGAUGUUGUCUGUGUGUGUCAGUAAAGCAAAAUGCUGAUUUUGGUAAACAUCACUGCAUUCAGAGCUUGGAGAAUCUGCAGGCUUUCAUGGAUUUGUGAGAUGAUAGGAAGUAUAGGUGUUUUGUGGGCACCGUUAGGUGUACAUCAGUGAAACCCUAGGACACUGAGGUUGCACUGUGGCUGUGAAGGGUGCUAGGUCGAAGAAUGUCCUAUAGGAAAUCUGUGAUGCAAAUAAAUAAAAAGUGGUGGACUCGUUCCUGUUGGUUUCUCCAUCACAAGUAGGUAAAUGUAUUUAAAGGAGUCCCUUAGAUUCUCCUAGACGUUUUAAACUCAAGGAUGAACAUAAGUGCUAGAAAUAAAAUACUUAAUACUUAAACAUCAAUGCUAUGGCUUAAGGGUCUCCCUCAUUCAUGUAAUCUCAACCUUGGCUGUCAAUUAAGACUUACAUAAGUAGGCAAAUAAUGUGACCUCUGUUUUCAUUAUACAGGAAGACAUACUGCUUAAUUUUGUUGUUUUUAAGACAUUUUUAGGAUAAGAGAAAUCAUUAGUGUGGCCCAUAGAACAGAGUUUAUGAAUAUCAUUUUUUUUUUUAAGAUUUAUUUAUUUAUUUGAGAGAGAAAAUAUAAGUGGGGUGAAGAGCAGAGGGAGAAGCUGGGCUUGAUCCUGGGACCCCUGGACCAUGACCUGAGCCAAAGGCAGACACCCAACUGACGGAGCCACCCAGGCACCGCUAAAUAUCAUCGUUUCUUACUAACAGACGUAAUAGGCAGUUCCAUGAUUCAAAUGUGGCUCAAAAGUUUUUUAAGAUUUAGCUGAGUGUAGCAGAACAGAGUCUUACCUUGAAGUGUUUUGGUUCGGAUUCCCAGUUCUGCUCCCCACCAUCAUGAUAGCUCUGUAUCUUCAUGUAGGUGGCAGUAGACACCUACUGGGAUGGGAGGUGGCAGCUUGAUCUCUGAUGUCAGCAUGUUUGUUUUGAAAAUCGUAUCUAAUCUCUUGGUGUAUUGAAACUCCAUCAGCACCCUAGAAAGAGAACAUAGUAGUAGAAAGGAAUGGUUUUUGGGUCAGGUCUUAACUCUUUUACUUACUGGCUCAGAGGGUUUUCUGAGGACAGAAUUUGAUGAUGCAGAUGAAAGGUCUGCAGGGCUCAUGCUCAAGUAUUCUGUAAGGUUUAGCUGCCUUUGGAUUUGUUCAGGCCCUCUCUAACGUCCAAUGUUCAAAAACCAGAGGAAUUUCAAAAUUCUACAAGUCAAAGAAUGGAAAGUAAAGGCAGGCAUGUUAAGGAGAAAAGUGUUAAUUCCUACUGAAGGCUCACAGAGUAAGUCCACAGAAUAAAAGGAGGAAAAAUUCAUAGAAGCAAAUCUGUGUCCAUAUUCUGUUCUCUGAUUCUUCCCCCAUUAAAUGCAAAGUGUCGUUCAGUUGAUGCUGCCUAGAACACUUUUACCUUUGUUUUCAGUUCCUUCUUUUCAUUGACCAGAAAAGCCAUUCCUUUUGCUCCCAGUUCUUGGGGAAUUCAAUUGCGACCCCAUCCCUAAAUGUCUCACAACUCUUCAGUCAUUCCAGCUUGUGGAAUUGAGCUGGUUUAAACCUCCUUAAGCAUCACAGUGCUCCUAAUGUUCACAGCCCCUCUCUGAUCUUGGUUCAUUUUUUAUCUUCCCACUCCUAAAGGCUUUGCCUCCGCUUGUUCUGUCCUUUCUCUUUUCUAAUUCCUCAGUGAACCACAAACUUAAGUUUGCAAAAUAAUUAUUAGUUACAAAACAUGGAAAAUGUUUAAAUUUAUAUAUUGAUCUUUGUGAUUACUGAGUACUGGUUCACUGGGCUCUGACUGGGUGAUAAGGAGGGUCAAAGGAGUUUUCAUCUGUUCAUUGAUGUUCCUGGAUGAAAACUGCCAGCCUAGUCCUUAAAGUCCCCAUCUUUAUCAGAUACCAGGUGAGUGAUAAUCAGCUUCCUAAUAAGCACGAGUGUAUUUUAAAAAGUUAGAUAAUUUUAACACUUCAUUUGAGGCGAUGCCCCUGAGUUUCAUUACUUUUCACUUUUUUAGGUAUUCCAGCAAGUACUGUCCUCCAUAUUUUAAAUAGUAGGCUUAUGCAGUUCUCCGGAUUCCUGGAGGUUAGCCACUAUGUAGACUUUAUAUUCUGCAAGGUGAGAAUUUAGAACUCGUAUGCUAUCCUCACUUUGUCUCUGCCUCAGUUUAAUUAGAUCACAAUGUUCAGUGUAAACGCUUUUAUUAAUGGCUUUGCAAGUAAACUGUUACUAUAUUUCCUAAAUAAAUUUCCUGGAGGUGAUAA